AUGCCCAGGACAAUGUCGGUGACUCCUGGUAAUUUGUCACUCAAUGGGACAAGCUUCUUGACUGAGCAUCACAGCAUUAUGGACAAACCCAGUGAGCAGAGAACUUGGAAUGUCUUUCUGUUCUGGUUGACUUUUGCCAUUGCUCUCCCAGCCCUUCUGGGCAGCAUUUAUUCACUAGUUUCCCUGCUGAAACUGCAGACCAAAAGCACGGUUUCGAUGAUUGUGACCUCUUUGGCAGCAGAUGAUCUGAUCAGCAUCGUGCCGGUGAUUAUUUUCAUGCUCAUGCAGUGGUCAAGUGAAGUCCUGCCCCAGCCUCUGUGCACCACCUCAGCGUUUUUGUAUUUAUUCCAGGGCAUUUCCAGCAACCUGAAAGGGUCUCUUAUAGUUUCCUACAACUUCUACACCCUCAGCACGCCCGGGACCCUGAGCUGCAGCUCCUCCAAGCGCCGUGUGAGUGUGGCAUGGGCCGUCCUCACCAUCUGGACCGCCAGCCUGCUGCUGUGCAUUUUGCCUCUCUGUGGCUGGGGCAGGUACAUCCGCACGUCCUGGGGCUGCUUCGCCGACUGUGCCAGCCCCUACAUCCUGUUUGUGCUGGUUGUGUACUCGCUGUGCUUCUCCCUCCUGGCAGCGCUGGCCGCUCCCCUCACGCUGCAGCUGCUGUGCUCGGGUGAGCCCCAGCUGCCGCGCACCGAGCCCCUGCCGGGCUCCGCAGGCUGCGGCUGCCCCGGGGCGCCUCCGCUGCCGCCGCGGCCGGAGCCCGGGGACCGAGCCCGGGAGCCCUGCCGAGCCUCGGCGGCGCUGUUCGGGACGGGUGUGGCUGAGAGCCGCGCACAGAGCAGGAGCUCCACGGUGGGCUUGGCCCAGAAACGAUUCUCGCUGAUCCUGGCACUGACCAAAGUCCUUCUCUGGCUGCCAAUGAUGAUACAGAUGGCUGUCCAGUACACCACUGGGCUGCAGAGCCUUUCUUUAGAGGCACUGAGCUUCCUGCUGACCGUGCUGGCUGCUGCAGUCACCCCGGUGUUUGUGCUGUCCCAGCACUGGCUCCACCUGCCCUGCGGCUGCGUCAUCAACUGCAGGAGGAGCUCCUGUGCAGUGCCUUCGCCAGGGGCCAAAACCAAGCGCGGCGGUUUUGAGUUCAACCUGUCGUUCCAGCAGGGCUGUGGCAUCUACAGGAUAUCCCUGGAGAGCCCUCCCCAUGGCAGCAGGGACGGCAAACCCUCGUCCUACCCCAGCCUGGUGGGCUGUGCCUGCGGGGAGCCGGGCAGAGGCAGGGACAGCCUGGGCCACACAGGGACAGGGGCACUGGGACACGGCCCCCAGGGCACCCCUGCUGCUGGCCCAGGGCCCGGCCAGCACCAGCAGGGCACCAGCACUGGCCCCUUCCCUGAAGGAGCAGAGUGGAGGCUGUGCCACCAGGAGAGCCGCGCGCCCGAGCUCUCGGACUGGGAGUGGUGCCGGAGCAGAUCCGAGAGGAACCCUCGGCAGCGCACGGGCGGAGCCCUGGCCGUGCCCCUCUGCGCCUUCCAGGGCACCGUGUCCCUGCAGGCCCCCGGCGGCAAAACGCUCUCGUUGUCCACGUACGAGGUGAGCUCGGAGGGGCAGAAGAUAGCGCCCACGGCCAAGAAGAUCGAGGUGUACCGCUCCAAGAGCGUCGGGCACGAGCCGAGCCCGGGGGAGCCCGGCUUCGCGGACACGAGCGUUAAGAUUCACCUGGAGGUGCUGGAGAUCUGCGACACCCCGGAGGCGCUGGACACCGUGUCCAUCGUCAGCAGCAUCAGCCAGUCCUCGGCGCACGCCCGCUCGCCCUCCCUGCGCUACUCCCGCAAGGAGAACCGGUUCGUGAGCUGCGAGCUGGGGGAAAGCGCCUCCUACUCGCUGCUGGUGCCGUCCAACAGCGACUUCAGCAUCUCCAUCCCGGACACCGUGGAGGCUCAUCGGCGCAACAGCCAGCAGCAGCUCUCGGCCAGGGCCGGGUACCAGGAGGAGAUACAGCUGCUGAACAAAGCCUACCGAGAGCGGGAGGAGACGGGCAGCAGCUAA
Camarhynchus parvulus is the source of this 2040-nucleotide messenger RNA. It is a transcript of the gene GPR149, whose product is annotated as G protein-coupled receptor 149. NCBI's taxonomy places the organism in Eukaryota, Metazoa, Chordata, Aves, Passeriformes, Thraupidae. Bases 1 to 2040 code for a protein of 679 amino acids. Gene Ontology annotation, cellular component: neuron projection; membrane. Gene Ontology annotation, biological process: neuropeptide signaling pathway. The record is from RefSeq and is a predicted model, not a curated record. The transcript is spliced from 4 exons. Gene Ontology annotation, molecular function: G protein-coupled receptor activity; neuropeptide binding.